Pristis pectinata (smalltooth sawfish) is the source of this 11400-nucleotide messenger RNA. RefSeq names its product calcium/calmodulin-dependent protein kinase 1Da (gene camk1da). Gene Ontology annotation, cellular component: intracellular anatomical structure. The transcript is spliced from 11 exons. Gene Ontology annotation, biological process: peptidyl-serine phosphorylation. Gene Ontology annotation, molecular function: calmodulin binding; ATP binding; calcium/calmodulin-dependent protein kinase activity. Bases 395 to 1582 code for a protein of 395 amino acids. NCBI's taxonomy places the organism in Eukaryota, Metazoa, Chordata, Chondrichthyes, Rhinopristiformes, Pristidae. The record is from RefSeq and is a predicted model, not a curated record.
CGGAGAGCUUCACCCAGGCUGAAAGCAAGCGAGCAACCAGCUCUCCCUCCGCCUUGCUCUGUUACUCCGGGAUAGCAAGUCUCCCCCACCAAGAACCCCCUCCCAGUUUACAGCCCACCUCCUGUCUGCCAAAUGAGCGAACACUGACCUACCCUUGCCUCUCGCUUUAUUCUGCUGUUGGUUCAGUUACAGAAUUCACAAGACUCUUCAAAGAAGAGAAAUUAAGAGGCGUCGACAGGGGAAAUAAUUAAUAUCGAGACACUGACAGUUUGUAGACUCCAGGAAGUGUCUGCUAAAGCAGACAGGCUGCCUCCCUGCCUACGGUUCCAAAGCAUUUCUAUCAAUUUCUUCCUGCUGGUGGGCUUGCAUUUGGGGCGAGGGAGAAUUCUCUGCAAUGGCCCGGGAAAACGAGGAGGAUAGUAUGUCCUGGAAAAAGCAAGCGGACGAUAUUAAGAAGGUUUUCGAAUUCAAGGAGAUUCUGGGAACUGGUGCCUUUUCCGAAGUCGUCAUGGCAAAGGAGAAAGCCACUGGCAAGAUGUUUGCCAUCAAGUGCAUCCCAAAGAAGGCCUUGAAAGGCAAGGAAAGCAGCAUUGAGAAUGAAAUCGCUGUUCUCAGAAGGAUAAAGCACGAAAACAUUGUUGCUUUGGAAGACAUCUACGAAAGCCCCAACCAUCUGUAUCUGGUGAUGCAGCUGGUGUCGGGGGGCGAGCUAUUUGACCGGAUUGUGGAGAAAGGGUUUUACACGGAGAAAGACGCCAGCACGUUGAUUCAACAGGUCUUGAAUGCUGUUCAGUAUCUGCACAAAAUGUGCAUCGUUCAUCGUGACUUGAAGCCAGAAAACCUCUUGUACUUCAGCCCUGAUGAAGAAUCCAAAAUAAUGAUCAGCGACUUUGGCUUGUCCAAGAUGGAAGGCUCGGGGGAUGUGAUGUCAACAGCCUGCGGCACUCCAGGCUAUGUUGCUCCGGAAGUUCUUGCCCAGAAACCCUACAGCAAAGCAGUCGACUGUUGGUCUAUUGGAGUCAUCUCUUACAUUCUGUUAUGUGGCUAUCCUCCGUUCUACGAUGAAAACGACUCCAGACUGUUUGAGCAGAUAUUGAAGGCAGAAUAUGAGUUUGACUGUCCUUACUGGGAUGACAUCUCAGACUCUGCUAAAGAUUUCAUAAAACGCCUGAUGGAAAAGGACCCGAACAAACGUUACACGUGUGAGCAAGCUUUGAGACAUCCGUGGAUCGCUGGUGACACUGCUCUGAACAAGAACAUCCACGAGUCAGUCAGCGCACAGAUCAGGAAGAACUUCGCCAAAAGCAAAUGGAGGCAAGCGUUUAACGCCACGGCUGUGAUACGUCACAUGAGGAGGCUGCACCUCGGCAGCAGUCAGGAAGGAUCAUCUCUGCACACGCAAGCCAACCGCAAUCCCGCCACCCCACUGCCAGACGUCACAUCUCGUAAAGAUUGUCUCUCUCCUUCCACUGCCUGCAGUAUAGCGUCUGCUGCAUCAUCUCCUUCUGUUAUAUCACUGGUAGGAUCAGAGCAGCGAGCAAGAUCUACUUCAGUAACCACAGUACACACUGGGAGCAAAUGACAAGUGGCUUUAACACAAAUAAGUAAUGGGAAACAACAUCACUGUGAUGCAUCCCAGAAUUCAAGCGAUCUCACCCUGCAUGUGCACUGAAGUCUAGAGGGAUCCCAGGGAGGAUUUAUAAAGGCCAUAUUUUAUACUGUAACUCUUAUACAAUACAUGUACCAUAAACUGCAUUGAAUCAUGUGCUGAUGGAUUUAACGGUAUCUGGUGCUGUGCAUAUGAGUCUCGCAAUGUUUCGUUCACCUUACCUAAAGUCAACAGUUAAUGUCGUUCUGUGGUAAUUGUACAAUGUUUUUCUCCAAAACAGCAGCAUUUCUCCUGGAUGUACGUUUUCCAAGGAAUGAGACGUUAGCUGGACUGCACAAGCCAUUUCUUAUCUCUUGUGUUCUUCUUGAUUCCUCUGUCUCUCCUGGGACUUCCGAAAAGUGCAGAACCCCUUCAGACUGUAAUAUUGUGCGGCUGAUAAACAGCAAUGCACUGACAGUCAAGAAACAGAAAUGCUGUGAUACAAACCUAUCGGGGUUUAAAAUGUUAUAUACUAAAACUAUUUCUUUGUCCUAAAGUGGACAAGGUCUUUUGACUAUUCAGGGCUAGAACAUAACAUCACCUUUGCUAAUUCCAGCUCUAGUGAAGUGUCUGGUUGUACAUAUAAGAAGUUAUCUUCAGUUAAUCGAGUUUAUAGAUUAUCUGCCAAUAUCCUACUGCAACAUUGCAAAUUUUUAAUCAUGUUUUUUAUGCUUUUGGUUAACAUUCAGUGCGACUCAGUCAGACUGAGGUAGAUGCAUCCUAAGCUAAUUCUAUACAUGUAUCUGAAAGUAAGGUACUGCGAUGGUUAGUUGUGCCUUUCUAAAAGACUUCUUGUUGGAAGGAAAAUCAGAAAUUCUUGCACCACUUUAAAAAAUAAACAUGGUUAUAUUGAAAUCAUUCCCCAAGGAGAGCAUCAUUCUGCUGAAUCCAAGUCUGCUUAAAUUAAUUGAUAUUUGAACAACAUUCAACAGUUCCAAGACAUUACCUGAACGAUGUGCCAGAACUCUUUGGUGCUGAAAUUUAUCUUUUAUACUGUGGUGGAUCUGGAACACGUUAAAAGCUGUUUUAGCAUUUUUUUUGGCCAUUGUCAAACAUGGUUAUCAGAUGACAUCAGAGCUGAGGGCUGUGAGGCUACAUAUUUCUCCAAACAGUUUAUCUUAAGGGAAUAUGGACAAGCGGUUAAUAAUUUUGCAAAAAGGAAGAUAGCAAGUUACAGCAUCAGAAGGGCUCCCGGUGGAUUCGAAAGAGAAACACUCCUGUUUCUACUGUUAAGUGUAGUUAGCUCAUAAAUCAUAUUGUCAAAAUACUUCGCUGUUACAAUAUUAACGUUUAGUAUUUUCUUUAGAUUGGCCCAGGAGAGGUUAAAGCAAUCUUUAUUGACAUAUCGGAUGUGUUGGUCAUAAUCUUUUCCCUGCAAGAUUGAUAGGAGGGUUACCACUGGCAUUGAGUUAUUUUUAGCAUUUUAUUCUAGGUUUGUUUUACUUUGCCAGGAGAUCAGAAUCAGAUUUAUUAUCACUGAAUUAUACGUCAUGAAAUGUGUUUUGCGGCAGCAGUACAGUGCAAAGACAUAAAAUUACUUUAAAUUACACAAUAAAUAAAUAAUGCAAAAACGUAGGGAUAACGAGGUAGUGUUCAUGGGUUCACGGACAAUUCAGAAAUCUGAUGGCGGAGGGGAAGAAGCUGUUUCUGACUCGUUGAAUGUGGGUCUUCAGGCUCCUGUACCUCCUCCCCGAUGGUAGUAAGGAGAAGAGGGCAUGUCCUGGGUGGUGAGGGUCCUCAGUGAUGGAUGCCGCCUUCUUGAGGCACCACCUCUUGAGGAUAUCCUCGAUGGUGGGGAGGGUUGUGCCUGUGAUGGAGCUGGCUGAGUCUACAUUCCUCUGCAGCCUCUUGUGAUCCUAUGCAUUGAAGCCUCCAUACCAGGCUGAAUGCUGUCCACUGUACAUCUAUAGAAAUUUGCAAGAGUCUUUGGUGACUCACCAGAUCUCCUCAAACUCCUAAUGAUGUAGAUCCAUUCUUAGUGAUUGCAUCAAUGUGUUGGGCCCAGGAUAGAUCCUCUGAGAUGUUGACGCCAUGGUUGGUGAGAUUUUACGUUAGUUUAUCACUUUGUUUGUUCAGCAUAUUACUUAUCAGUGGGGAUAAGUUCCAGAUGAUCACUCUGAACCGGAAGGCCUGUGUUUUGAGACAGUGGCCAAUGCUAGUUAGUGCAGGUGGUGCCAGCAAACCAGAGAAGAAAUUCAGCUCAUGGGUCAGUUGCAUAACCAGCCCACCCCUGAAGGGAAAAUUGCCUUUGACAAACUUCUUGUUGAGGACAUAAGACAUGGGAUAGAGAAGGGAUAACUAGUGGAUGCGGUUUAUCUGGAUUUAUAAGAAGCCACACGAGAGUUCCUUUUACAAGAUUAGGGCUCGUGGAUUGGGACAUGGACUGCCAAUUAGUUAAUGCACUGAGGGCAAAGAGGUAGCAACAAACAGUUUUGGUGGAAGAGAGAGUUUGAUUCAGAUAUAAAAUUAAAGCCCAACCUCAAACCCAACUCAACCACAGCCAAUCCCAAUCAGACCCAAGCCCGAGGAAUAACAACUCCUUCCACACCUAACCUGGAGAUGAGAGAGCCGGAUAGAAGGCUUGCUCUGUUACACAGACCUUACUGUUGAUCAGGGACAUAGGAACAGGUGCAGUAACACUAAGCAAACCAUCCUACAGAACCAGACUGGCAUGGACAAACCUAAACCCCAAAGUUUUAUUGGAAUGUACACCCAGCCUGGCAGAUAUAGUUGGGUCCUGUCAGAUAGCCUGGCUCCAGUUGUCAGGGAGACCAUGAAGAUCAGUCCUAAACCUCAGCUUUUUACAAUCUAUAUCAAUGAAGUUGAUGAAGGGGCCAACAUAAUGUCCCAAAAGUUACUGGGAGCACAAUGAGAGCAGGGAAAGUGAGGAGGACACAAAGAGAUGUGGGUUCGGUGAGUGGCAGAGACAUGUGGUUGGAAUGUAACAGGGGAGUUGUGAGCUUAUCCAUUGUGCUGAGAAGAGCAGGCAAACAGAAUGCUUUGAAUCCCCUCUGAAUCCCACCCCCCCCCCCCCCGCCGCUCUCUGAUGCAGAGUGGUCUGUCCUCAGCAGAAGCUUCACCUUUGUACCCCUGCACCCACACCUCAACGACCUCCGCCCCCGCCAUGACACCGAGCUCUUCUUCCAUCGCCACUGCGUCCCCGCCUCUUUCCCACUCGCCACUGAUGGCCCUUUCUCCCAUCUCAACAUCCCUCCCAACCCCCCCCCCCCCCCCAACUUCUUGGACACCCCAUUCCGACCUUUUGCCCUCUCUCGACUUCUUCACUUCCAACUGCCGACGUGAUAGCAACCAAGUCCAGGCGAAGGGUCUCGACCUGAAACGUCGACCGUCCAUUACCCUCCACAGAUGCUGCCCGACCCGCUGAGUUCCUCCAGCAUCUUGUGCGUUGUCCCGGAUUCCAGCAUCUGCAGUCUCCUGUGUCUCCAGAAUGUUUUGAUGAAGGGAGAUCAGGAAGUAUUGGAUCCAAAGGGAACUGGGUAUCCUGAUGCACAAAUCACUGAAAGCCAUUAUGCACAUAAAGAAACAAUUAGAAAAGCAAAUGAUUUGAGGGCCAUUAUUGCAAAAGAAUUGAAGUACAAGAGUAAAGCAAAAACAGGGACAUGGGUAGGAAAGGUUUAGAGGGAUAUGGGCCAAACACAGGAAAUGGGACUAGCUCAGUUAGCCAACUUGGUCAUCUUGGGCUGAAGGGCCUGUUUCUGUGCUGUAUGACUCUAUGAGAAAAUAGAUCGAAGAAGUUCUAGAAGGCAGCUCAGCACCACUUUCUCAAGGGCAGUUAAGGAUGGGCAAUUAAUGCUGUCUUGCCAGUGGCUUCCAUCUCACAAAAAAAUGAAUAAAAGGUGGGGUCCAGCUGCAGGGUCUUAGUGAGUGCAUGUCUGGAGUGCUGUACAGAUGUGGUCUUAUGUAAGGAAAGGGAGGGGACAGAGUCUGCAGGUAAGAAGUCAGGCAUUUAGGGUGAAAUGAGAAGAAACGUCUUCACACAGACGCCUGUGAAUCUUGGGAUUUCUCAGCCCAGCGGGCCAGAGGUGUCUGUUCAUCAGCUGUGUCCAAGUCUUUCAGAAUCCAGGGGUAACGGACUGGGUGCGAAAUAAGGAUUGACAUAUAGGAUCAGCCGUGGUCUUAGUGAAUGGUGGGGGAGGUGUGAGCAACUCACAGUAAAGGCUCAUUGUCACUGCUAACUGAAGCAGGAGUAGGCCCCUCCUGUCUGCUGUCCAAUUCCAUAAGAUCAUAACUGAUCUUUACCUCCACUAUAUCCCUUGAUUCCCUUAUAUCCAAAUCUCCAUUGAUCUCUAGCUUGUACAUAUUGGAUGACUGGGUCUUCAAGGCCCUGUGACAGAGAGUGCAGGGCUGUGAUAUCCAAGUGAGGAUGGGGAAGUGGAGAAGGCAGCCACUGAGCUGCUCUCCUACCACAAAACCAAUCGGAAAUGGUCCCAGAGCUACUCCCUCAUUAUCUAGAAAUAAAUUCCACUUCUUUGUUUGUGACAAGCUUCCCAACAUCAGUCCUCAGUGUGCACUUUAUUGUUGAGAGCAUGUUCCAUGUUUACAAUUGAGGCAUGUUGUGGAUACAUCCAUUUGUCCUCUUGUAUCCCUCUAAAAGGUCAGUUUCCUCAAAGGAUAUAAAGUCUACACAUGCAGAGAAUUAGCUUCAAGUCUCUUCUCUCCAAAGCCUGAAUGCCUUUUUUGUUUCUAUGAUGUCUGGACACAAUAGUUACAUGGGUUUGUCCAGAUCCCUUCACAAUUGGUAAUUGGUUUACUAUUGUCACAUGUACCGAGGUACAGUGAAAAACUUUGCAUGCCAUCCAUACAGAUCAUUUCAAAAUAUUAGUACAUCAAGGUAGUACAAAGGGAAAACAAUAACAGAAUGCAGAAUAUAGUGUUACAGUUACAGAGAAAGUGCAGUGCAGGCAGACAGUAAGGUGCAAUGGCCACGAUGAGGUAGAUUGUGAGGUCAUCUUUAAUGUACAAGAGUUUUGUUCAAGAGUCUUUUAACAGCGGGAUAGAAGCUGUCCUUGAGCCUGGUGGUACGUGCUUUCAGGCUUUUGUCUCUUCUGCCCGAUGGGAGGGGGUAGAAGAGAGGAUGACUGGGUUGGGUGGGGUCUUUGAUUAUGUCGGCUGCUUCCCCGAGGCAACAAGAAGUGUAGACAGAGUCGGUGGAGGGGAGGCUGGUUUGUGUGAUGGACUGGGCUGUGUCCCCGACUCUCUGCAAUUUCUUGCGGCCUUGGGCAGAGCAGUUAAUUGGUAUUGGUUUAUUAUUGUCACUUGUACUGAGGUACAGUGAAAAACUUGUCUUACCUACUGAUCGUACAGGUCAAUUCAUUACACAGUGCAGUUACAUUGAGUUAGUACAGAGUGCAUUAAUGUAGUACAGGUAAAAACAAUAACAGAGCAGAGUAAAGUUUGAGUGCUAUUGUACAAUAGAAGGGCCGAAUGGACUGUUUUCUGUGCUGUAGUGUUCUAUGGUUCUACUAUCCUGUUUGCUUUGUAGAUUGCUGCUUCACUGUGGCUGGGUACAUUGGGCACUGGGUCUUCCAAGACCAGCACACUCCAAUCUGCUGGUUACUUAAAUAUCAUUCAAGGAGAGCUGACAGCCCCCAUUUGCCCCCUUCCUGUACCCUGCACAGGACACCUGUCUGUACUGCAUUUAAUCAGCCAUAAUUCCAGAAAGAUAAGGUGUUUUUUUCUCACUUUUUAUAACUCUCCAACUCUCUCUUUAAUACAGCAGCCACCUCCCCAUCCCAGUGAAAUUGAGCAAUUGGUUAUAAUGAGAAUCCAACCUGAGCCUUAUUCUAGCCUGCUGCCUCCCAUAGCUUGACUCCAUGACUCAUGUCCUCAAGAGUCAAGGAAAUUGGGUCGGAGAAGGUCUUCUCCAACCUACCUCCCAUAAUCAUCUCACCCACCAUCUCCCCACUCCCGAACCCAGAUUGGGAGCAGAAAUUACACCUUCCAGCAAGUGUGCAUAUCAGUGUAAGCAGGAUAGUACACCUGUGUCAGCAGGGUGGUAUACCAGUGUCAGCAGAGUGGUAUACCAGCAUCAGCCGGGUGGUAUACCAGCAUCAGCCGGGUGGUAUACCAGUGUCAGCAGGAACAGGAUACCAGUAUCAGUGGGUCAGUGUACCAAUAUCACUAGUGUAGAUCUAUCUCUACCAUUCGUGUACCAGUGUCAGCAAAGUGUGUGUACCUUUAUCAGCAGUGUCAGUGUACAGUAUCAGCAAGAUGAGUGUACCAGUAUUAGCAGAUUGGGUGUGGCAGUCAUGGAGUCAUACAGCACGGAAACAGACUCUUCAGCCCAACUUGUCCAUGCUGACUGAACACCUGUCUAUCCUAAUCCCAUUUUCCUGAAUUUUGCCCACAUCCUUCCCUAUCUGUGUACCUGUCCAAAUGCUUUUUAAAUUUUGUAAUUGUACCCACCUCAACCACUUCCUCUGGCAGCUCGUUCCAUAUCCCCACCACCCUCUUGUGUGAAAAACUUGCCUCUCAGGUCCCCUUUAAAUCUUUCCCCUCUCACCUUAAACCUAUGUCCUCUAGUUUUAGAACCUCCCUACCCUGGGGAAAAGACUUUGACUAUCUACCGUAUUUAUACUCUUCAUAGUUGUAUAAACCUCUAUAAGGUCACCCUCAGCCUCCUGCCCUCCAAUGAGAACAAUCCCAGCCUGUCCAAUCUCUCCUUAUAACCACAGCCCUCCGUUCCAGGCAACAUCCUGGUGAAUCUCUUCUGUAUUCUUUCUAGCACCUACCACAUCCUUUCUGUAGUGUGGUGACCAGAACUGCACACAGUAUGUCUAGUGUGGCUUCACCAAUGUCUUGUACAGCUGAAACAAGAUGUCUCAAUUCUGAUACUCAAUGCCCCCGCCUAUGGAGGCAAGCUAGCUAAAGGCCUUCUUCACUACCCUAUCCACCUGUGUCACCAUUUUCAGGGAGCCAUGAGCUACACCAAUGCUUCUAAGGUCCCUCCCAUUUACUGUAUAAGUCCUGCCAGUAUUAGACAUCACCUCACACGUCUGGAUUUCCUUCCAUCUGCCACCGUUCCGCCCAACUUUCCGGCUGAUCUGUGCCCCUCUGUAUCCUUUGGCAACCAUCACCGCCACCUACAGCUCCACCAAUUCUUUGUGCCUUCGAUAGACUUAUCAGACCACAGACAUUCCCAUCCAAGUCAUGUGUGUGCGUGUGUGUGUGUGUAUAUAUAUAUAUGACAAACCACAAUGGUCCCAGCACUGAUCCCUGUGGUACACCACUAGUUACAGAUUUCUAGUCAGAAAAGUAUCCUUUCACUACAACCCUCUGCCUGCUAUUACCAAGCCAGUUUGCCAAAACACCUUGGAUCUCACAUGCCCUAAUUUUCUAGACCACCCUACCAUGCAGGACCUUGUCAAAAGCCUCACUGAAGUCCAUGUACACCAGGUCUACCACCUUGUCUUCAUUAUUUUUCUCAGUAACCUCCUCAAGAAACUCAAUCAGAUUCGUGAGGUAGGAUUUCCCCUGCACAAAACCAUGCUGAGUCCCCCUAAUCAGUCCCUGCCUUUCCAAGUGAUCAUUAAUCCUACCCCUAGGAAUCUUUUCCAAUAGUUUCCCUACAGCAGGGUAUGUGUACCAGUAUCAGUAAGGUCAGUGUUCCAGUAUCACCAGGGUGGGGGUACCAGUAUCAGCAGAAUGGGUGUACCAGUAUCCACAGAGUGGGUGUACCUCUAUCACCAGGGUGGGGGUACCAGUAUCAGCAGAAUGGGUGUACCAGUAUCCACAGAGUGGGUGUACCUCUAUCACCAGGGUGGGGGUACCAGUAUCAAGGGCAGGAGCAAGAUUCACCUGAAAUAAAUAUAACUGCAACAAUUUCAUGUCCAUGAAAUUUGGGAAAAAAUGCAGAUCUUCAUCAUUUUGUAUACCAGAAAAAUACACAUAACAAGUUUUUAUCAGUUUCCUUACAAUUUAAUAAAACAAGCAAUUAAUAAAAAGAAGGUAAAUCAGCUCUCACACAGAGAAAUCUCCUGGUAGAUUAACCUACUAGAGCAAUCAAUUAAUUAACUUCAUCCAAGGGCUUCAUUUUUUCAGGAGGGAGAAUAGAUUGAGUGGGUGGGACUGAGAUUAUCAGAAUAUGUUUUUCCUAAAGUAAACCUAUAGGUUCUAAUUUAUGAGCAUAGUAAUAGUUGAUUAUAAUGUGACUGCCUUGUUAAAUGCACCCUCAAGUCCCCUUAAGAUAACUUUCCUUGCAAUGGUUGAUGAUAAAAAGACUAAAUUAUCAGCACCAAAGUUUUUAUUAAUAUUUUGUUCAGUUGCAAAUGGACACACUCCGGUGAAGUGUCAACACCACUGCCAAAAAAGCCGAGUCCUAGAAAACAACUCGAAUUUCUUCCAUCCAAGAUCGUACACAGAAUUGACAACAUCACAUUUCAAGUGACUAUAGUAUCUGAUAUGGCUGGAGUCAACAGUGCACACUGUCAGUGCAUUAUGAGUUGCAAUUAAUUUGAGAACUGAUUCAGAUUUAACUGUGAAUCGAUGCCUGUGUGUAAAUGCAUGACUGCAUGAUUUGAUGAUAUCCAGGCAACCUACAGCCUAACCCCUUUUUUUAAACCACUGACUAUUUUUUAAACCUGUUAUUGGACUCCAGUGUUGGGAACUUAAAGCAGAAAAUGCUCGAAACACUCAGCGAGUCAGGCUGCAUCUGUGGAAAGAGAAGUAACAUUCUAAGUCAGAGAUUCUUCAUCCUGAAACAUGAACUGUUUCACUCUCUCCACAGAUGCUGCCUGACCGGCUGAGUGUUUCCAGCAUUGCCUGUUUUUAUUUCAGAUUUCCAGCACCUGCAGUUUUUUUUUGAUAAACAUCCAGUGUUGAGAAGAUGGUUUAACGGGUUCUGUAAAAAGCCCAAAUUAUAUUUUGCGUGACUAGCUGCUUGUGAAUUGCAGUGUUUGUUUACAUGAAGCUUGUGCUGGCUGAUGGUAGAAGCCACAGCCAAAUAACUCAGCAAGAGUUUCAAAAUAGGUCAGAAAUAUAACAGGGCAGAACAUUUGUGCAUGGAUGAAGUGGAGGAGUGCAUCUUCCUCCUUUACUCACACUUCAUAAGUGCCCAAGAGAAUCAACUGUGUGGAAAUCUUGCUUCCUCGGUGAGGGGAAGCUUGAAGCUUCAUUGGUGCCCACUCCUGCCCACUCUUGGAAUGGCUUUAUUAGCACCUUGGCAUCUGAAUGCUGGUCUCUUGACCUAGUGAAUGGCACAGAGGAAAAAUAUUUUUUAAAUAUUACAACCUUCCCAGUAAACUCUUGCUAAAUUGUGUGAAAAUUUGUAAGGUGUCCAAUUUGUAAAAACAGGGACACGCAUCAGACACCUUGCAGAUGAGUAAAAGCAGGUUUCCAUUAUCAAUACCAAUAACUAAAAACUAUCCCCUUGGAAAAUUAAAUGAAGGAAGAUUUAAUUACAAGCAUUCACCUUUCAUAAACUCUAAGGUUCGUGGCAUGUUUAAGGAGCUUCAAAAUAUACUCUUCAUAUCAGGAAUGUCUGUGUGGCAAAAUAUUACUGCAAAUUUUUUAGUCAAUAUGUUCCUUUUCACAUUUUGUUCAGUAAGUAUUGUAACAUGCAUGCAAUGAAUAGAUUGCGAGAGUUUACACUUUGUCUAAUACUUCUGGCAAUGGUACUGCAGAUUGAGAAUGGGGCUUAUAUAGUAACCAACUUGUCCAGGUCUCUGCCUUUGACAAUCAUGUAUACAUAAUUCCAAUUUCUAAUGUAUUGGGAAUUAUGAAAAUAAAUUGUU